Mytilus californianus (California mussel) is the source of this 1830-nucleotide messenger RNA. Its product is annotated as para-nitrobenzyl esterase-like. NCBI's taxonomy places the organism in Eukaryota, Metazoa, Mollusca, Bivalvia, Mytilida, Mytilidae. Bases 105 to 1730 code for a protein of 541 amino acids. The transcript is spliced from 4 exons. The record is from RefSeq and is a predicted model, not a curated record.
CAAGGUUAGAUAUAUUACAAAAUGACAAGGUUUCCAACUUAUUACGAUUUACUUUUAAUGCUUUAUAUGUGCAUCUCGUCAGUGUUGCAACCGAUAAAAAACGAAUGAUGAUAAAUUCGGUGUUAAACUUUUUGAUACUGAAUUCGUACUUAUGCAUCGUAACCGUUAGUUUCUUACUCAAUAAUCCAGUUGUGGAUACAGAUUGUGGAGCGGUGGAAGGGAUUGGAACGUCGGUCUACGAAUUCAAAGGAAUCCCAUACGCCGAACCACCUCUGGGAAAUUUGAGAUGGAAGCCACCAGUUCCGAAAUCAAAGGACGCAAAGAACUGUUGGACAGGAAUAUUAAAAGCUAAUACGUUCGGCAAUUCCUGCUUCCAAAGGGGAAUAGUUAAUAAAUCUAUAAUCUUUGGAUCUGAGGAUUGUCUGUUCUUGAAUGUGUGGACUCCUACCACUGAUAGAAAUGCUAAACUUCAUGUCAUGGUUUGGAUCCACGGCGGAUUUUUAAACUAUCUGAACGGAAACUGGCCAGCCUACAGUCCCUCAGAAGGGCUCGUUAAGGCUACAAACAUUGUUUAUGUUAGUAUGAAUUAUAGACUAAAUGCUUUUGGUUUCAUGGCAUUGGAUUUACUAUCACAAAGGUCUCUUAAUCGAACAUCCGGGAACUACGGAUUCAUGGACCAAAUACUGGCUCUCCAAUGGGUACAAAGGAACAUACAUAAUUUUGGUGGGAAUAAAGAUUCUGUUACAGUGUUUGGACAGAGCUCUGGAGGUACAAGCAUCUAUGCUUUAUUGGCGUCACCGAUGGCAAAAGGACUCUUUAGUAAGGCCUGGAUGUUAAGUGGGUCUCCUGUUAUGAACAAGACUCUUGCUGAUGCGUCCAAAGAUAACUUGGUAUUUUUGAAAAACACCGGAUGUUCUGACAUUAACUGUUUGCUACAACUUCCGGCAGAUGACGUAUUAAAUGCCAUUCCAUGGGAUGUGUUUCCGUACUGGGAAAUGGCGGAUCAAAAUGAUCUACCAACGCGUAAUCUUUUUGAUGGAGCUCUGCCAGUUAUUGACGGUAGCGUUCUUCCAAUGGCCCCAAUAGAGGCUUGGAAACGAGGACAAAUGGUGGAUGUACCCGUUAUCAUUAGUACAACUGCUCAAGAAAUAGAUGAUAGCCCAACUCCUUCCGAUAUUGCUCAAUGGACUUGGCAAAAUUAUACACAGAGGGUAACAGAUAAACUAAGUAAAUUUCCGGAAGUAAACAUAUCUCGUGUGUUUGAACUGUAUCCAUCUGGUUUGGAAAGUCCACAAUAUCAGUACACAUCUAUGGCAUCAGACUUACGCGUAACGUGUCCAAAUAUUGAGUUAGCGCGUCAUAUGCAAACAUCAUUUGACUCUUCUAUCUACCAUUAUGUUUCAACAGCUCGACCUCAAGUCCCAUCUAAAAUUUUCGGGUUUCCGCACGAUGCUCGCUACGCAGCGCAUGCGUGGGAUGUGUUUGCAUUUUUCGGUACAGUAGAGCAUUAUUAUAAACCUACACAAACAGACAACGAUUUCAUACUAACAAUACGACGUGAAAUUGUCAACUUCGUGCAGACUGGAAGGCCAUUUUCCGACAGUUGGCAACCAUUCCCAAAUUCUACUGCUCUAAUGGACAGUAACUUAGGUGUAACCGAUUUCUACCACAAAGAGCAGUGCUUGUAUUGGUCAACAACAGGGUUAUAUUCAUACGCUUGGAUAAAUUAAAGAAUUGUAAAUGACGGCUUUUGUCAAAGGAAUUAUUACAUUGUUUUUUUUAUUUAUAGUUCAUUUUGUAAAUACAAAAACAAUAAAUGAAAUACUUGCA